AUGAACGAAGUGAUGAAAAUUGUUGUCCUGGCUCUAACUGCUUUGGUUGUUGCUACAGCAGCAACCAAGCCCAUCACUGGACGCUCCAGUCGCUGGGACCAGAUGAUCCAUGACCAUGGUGUCCGACACAAGAGACAAGCUGGGCGACAGUGGCGGACCAUUGAUGAACCUUGUGAUCUUGGUGAUGUGACUCGGUUUGACAAGCUUCAAAGACGUAAUUCUGGUUUUUUGGCUCCAGUGGGAAAUCAGGGACAGUGUGGCAGCUGUUGGGCAUUUGCAGCAGCUCAUGCAGUGUCUGAUACAAGGAACCUAGCAGCUGGUAGACAAUUGGACCUGCUCUCCGCUCAAUACACCACUCGGUGUGCAACAGACAAUAGUGGGUAUGGUUGCUGUGGAGAUUUUGCUGUGAAUGCUCUAGAACACUAUCGUGACACUGGGGUGGCUACAGAUGUUUGUUUACCGUAUAAUGAAUUAAGUUCUAAACCACCAGCCAGUAUUAAAGUAGAUGACUUCGCCUGGAAAGCAAGCAAUGCAAAACCUUGUUUUUCGGAAUGUGGAGAUGGAUCAGCUUUUGAUCCAAGCUCAAUAAAAAUUCCCAACUACAAGGUCCUAGCUGUAUACACUGAUGACACUAUAAUAGAUGCUCUCGACAGUGGGCAGGUUGUGAUAACUUCGAUUUGGGUGAACAAGGAUUUCGAACAAUACAGGUGUGGUGUCUUGACAACUACAGCGUCAGCUUCAAAUGCAAACUUUACUCAUGAUGUUACAAUUGUGGACUACGAAAACGACACUGCUUUGGUCGAUUUUUGGGUACUCAAGAAUAGCUGGGGAAGCAACUAUGGAGAGAGUGGGUACUACAGAGUUAGAAGGGGACAAGGAGAUCUCGGACUUGGACUCUAUCCCAUAUCUAUUCCACUACUUUUCCCAGAUUCGUCAGCAUCAUCGUCAGAUCCCACUGCAGAAACACAAAAAGCAUGCGCAUUGGUGGCUGUUACCGAGCCACAAAAUGAUAUCACAACAAUGAGUGCAGUCGACUUCGCACUACAAGGUCUUGUUGACGAUCAGCAAGUCCAGUGCCCCAAUGGAGUAGCAGCUACUGGUCUAAGCUUGCUCUCUUUUGACAGUGCAGGUGUCCAAGUGGUGGCUGGUACAAUGGUGGAGUUGACCGUAGACACGAGUGUCGGAGGAUGUGGAGCGACUGUAACAAAAACUCUAGAUUUGACAGUGUUUAUCGAUCUCGACGGAACGUUCACACUCACAGACUUCAACAUUGAAGACAGCAGCAUCGAAAACACGGCUAAGAUCCUAACUGCCUCCAUGCUGCUACUGUUUGCCAUGGUGAUGAUCAGCCUCAUCAACAAUUAAAAGCAAGAACUAUUAUUGUAUAAGAAACUUUAAGCCAAAGCUGAAGUAGCUAUAUAGCUGUAGUUAGAGAACCCCCCCCAAAAAACAAUGUAGACUAGUAUGCAAAUACAUGCAUAUACUUUAUAGUUGUGGCCCUCUUUUAGCUUCAAAGAGCAUUAUAGUAAUAUUCCAUA
Molecule: messenger RNA, 1538 nt
Organism: Halichondria panicea
Lineage: Eukaryota; Metazoa; Porifera; Demospongiae; Suberitida; Halichondriidae
Product: cathepsin B-like cysteine proteinase 3
Exons: 1
Coding region: 1-1365 (454 amino acids)
Cellular component (GO): lysosome
Molecular function (GO): cysteine-type endopeptidase activity
Source: RefSeq, a predicted model, not a curated record